This is a messenger RNA of Symsagittifera roscoffensis, 885 nucleotides long. RefSeq names its product RNA-binding protein with serine-rich domain 1-B-like. Gene Ontology annotation, biological process: mRNA splicing, via spliceosome. Gene Ontology annotation, cellular component: nucleoplasm; ASAP complex; cytoplasm. Gene Ontology annotation, molecular function: RNA binding. NCBI's taxonomy places the organism in Eukaryota, Metazoa, Xenacoelomorpha, Acoela, Convolutidae. The record is from RefSeq and is a predicted model, not a curated record. The transcript is spliced from 3 exons. Bases 33 to 746 code for a protein of 237 amino acids.
UGUUGUGAUAAACUUAUUAAAUAGAUUACUAGAUGGCUGUUUCUCCGGGAAGAAAAACGUCCGACAAGAAAGCCAGACGGCAGUCAAGUUCAGAUAGCGGAAGCUCAUCUGGUAGCAGUCGCUCCUCCGGGAGUCGCAGCAGUAGUGGAUCAUCAUCCGGAUCUAAAUCCCCUGAAAAGAAAGAAGUCAGCAAAAAUGCCCGAAAUGGAACCAGUGAUACGAUCGCAAAGAAGCGCAAGAGUGACGGAUCACCAGAUGAAAAACCCAGACAGAAACGAAAGUCUGUGUCACCUCUGCAGACUAAACUACACAUCGGAAAACUUACAAAAAACAUCAACAAGGAGCACAUUAACGAAAUAUUUGGCGUCUACGGCAAACUGAAAAACGUGGACAUGAGUCGUGAUUCUGUUCAUGUUCACCUACACAAGGGCUACUGCUAUGUCGAAUUUGAAUCAGGCGAAGACGCAGCCGAGGCCAAAAAGUUCAUGGACGGGGGACAAGUUGACGGCCAGGAAAUCACUGUGCAGUACGUUCUCACAAAUGCUCCCAGAGGCAAUGCGGCUAGAAAGCACUCGCCGCCAAAGGGUGGGGGCAGAGGUCCUCCAAGGGGCGGAGCUUCGCCUUCAAGACGCCAGAGAUCACCCUCUCCCAGAAGAAGGGGAGGACCUCCUGCUAGAAGGGCGUCGCCAGAAAGAAAGACUAACAAAAGGCGCGGGCGGUCUAGCAGCUCAUCCGCCUCCGACUAAUUAUGAAAUAUGGAAAAUGAUUGUGUCCUUUUUCUUAAGAUAUUUUGUUUGUGAUUGAAGUUAUAUGUUUUCUUGUUGGCAUUUUUCGAGUAAAACGUUUUUGCUUAUUAGCCAUCAAAAAUUAUGUUUUCUGCUUUCA